Molecule: messenger RNA, 4051 nt
Organism: Amyelois transitella
Lineage: Eukaryota; Metazoa; Arthropoda; Insecta; Lepidoptera; Pyralidae
Product: PCNA-associated factor
Exons: 4
Coding region: 548-1087 (179 amino acids)
Biological process (GO): regulation of cell cycle; translesion synthesis
Cellular component (GO): nucleus
Molecular function (GO): chromatin binding
Source: RefSeq, a predicted model, not a curated record
UUUAGGCUACUUUCGACCUCGGCGAAGCGAGCGGAGUUUCCAACUGUGCCAAUAAAAACUAGGAUAGUUUAUUGCUUUAAUAUAUUAAUUGUUGCUGUUAUCCCUAAACAUGAUUAUGCUUGGACAAUUUAUGCUUCAAAAAGUUAUGCGUAAACCGUUAUGCGAAAGAAUUACAUUAUAUAAUGGAUUCAUUUUUAAUGUUACAAGUAGAAAAUAGAUCAGGCUGUGUAAAUGUCUUUGGUUUUUCGUUUAAAAUUAAGUUGAUUCUCUAAGGCUUUUGGCGACGGAAAACAAUAAAAGUUUAUUCGUCAACAUCAAAUUGACUUGAGUGAUAUCUCAACUAAUGACGAGGCAGUAUGGUCUUUGACCUUAGCUUGUUCCAUGAGGAAAGGCAAAAAAUGAGUGAGUGAUCUUGUUCUGUCAAUGUCAUUUAUUCGCGCAUUUUCGCGGCUUUUUGUUGUGUGAUUUAUUUUUGUUUUGCUUUAUUUCCAAAUAAUUUUUAACAUCUUGUUGGCAAAAUUAUUUAGAUUUUACGAUUCAAACAGUCAUGGCUAGAACAAAAGCCUCAGUUGGUUCGAAAGUGUCAUCCGGUAAAAGCAGCAAGGCUCGCUGCAGUGUAGCAACCCCUCCCAGUAGUGCAGUAGCUUCAGGCAGUGGUGAAAGGUCAUCAAAAAGUUCUUCCGGAGGCAACCCAGUGUGCCCACGGGAGACGCCAACAUGGCAGAGGCCUAUCACCAACUUUUUCAUCAGUAAGGAGACUAAUGGGACAGCAGAACCCGGUGAUCCGGAUGAGGAGACAGCUACAAGUUCGAAAACCAAACCAAAACGCAACAUAAUUGAAUCAGAUGAUGAUGAAGAAGAGGAAUGCCCGAAAAAUAGGGAAUUAGACGAAUCAAUAAAUCUUGAACCUCUUACUGGGGAAAAUUGCCACAAACUAGAUGAAUAUUACCCUAAAAAUGGGGUGAAAGGUAAAGGAGUGGGGAAAAAGACGCAAGGUAAAGAGAAUGUAGAUAAUAAUAAUACAAGGAAAAGAGAUUUAGAGGACUUCGUUGAGGAACAAGAAAGUAAAAAAGUUAAGGUUUGUUAAAAAAUGUUUACCUAUAUCAAAUAUAAAAAUUUGACACAAUUUUGGCGAAAUUUUGCUGUACCGGGAUAAUUUGAACUAUUGAAAAAUAUAAAGAGAAAAUAUGUUUUUGUUGGUAUUAAAAUUGUUGGACCAGUGUAACAAAAUUUACAUCAACUAAAAACUAGGCCGCACAGUUUUUUUGUUCUUAAUUUUUUUUAAGUGUAAGUCUUACUUUAUAAAAAUCUGAUAAUCUGGGUUCUUUGUUGAAUUUAGAAUAUAUUUUUCAUGAAAUAGGUUCUUAUUAUGUUAAUCUGUUAUUUUUCAGUUAUCUACUAUGUAAGGAAUGUGAUUUUGUAUAUGAUAAGUUUAGUCUUCCUUAUAAUUAAGUUAUUAUGAAUGGCUACUUUGUUGGCUAUAAUAAUAAUUAAGAACAGUCUUUUUUUUUCAUUUGUAAGCCUUUUGCAAGAUAAAAUCUGUACUUAACAAUCGCAAAUCAUGUUCCAAUACUGUUGAUAUUGUACCAAUCAUCAAGAAAUCAUGUCUUUUUGCUUUAUUGUAAGUGUUAAGUUAAAAAAUAGAAUAAAGUUACACAUACUAUAAUGUGGUUUAUUUAAAAAUCAAAAUAAUUAAAAGGAAAUAAUUUUCCACUUGUCUUGUAGAGGUGAUCAUAAGUAAAAAUAUAAAUGAAAAAUGAAAUGGAUAUUGGAGAGGAAAGGCAUAGAUGCUUGGUUUAAUCGGUAAAGACCAGGUGAAAACUCAGGUUGACCUACACAGACGAACUUGAAAAAAUAGAUGUAAAUGAAGCAAAGUGUAUUUAUUGGGUUUAGUUGACAGCUCGUCACUUUACGUAUUUCGGCAUUAUCUUAAUACGUCGCAUUAUUAUAACGUCUCUUGGCUUAACUAGACAUCUACGUCGUUCUUCGUCAAUUUCGCAAUUCGUCCGACGAGCGUGUACAAUCAAGUUUAUAAUUGUUAAACAUUUUUUCCUAUUAAUCUAUUUUAUGCUUCUGUGAGGAUAUUUUAUGAAUCACAAACAUAUAAUCUAUUUAUUUAUACCUACAUGAGGUUUACAAAAGGAGGAUAUUGUAUUAUAGUAACAUACUCAUUUUGUAUUUUAUUUAAAAAAAACGCGAUUCAUGUCACAUCUUCAGUUGUUUCCGCCGAUGUCAAUUUUUUUAUUGAAUUGAAAAGUUUUAUUUUAGCAAUGGAAAAUAAUUCUAUUAGCUUAAAAUUUAUUUCAAGUGAGAGUGAGUGAGAGAGGAAAACGUAUUUUGCUGAUGGGUGGCUAUAGAUUGACUCUAGCAAAAAGUAAUAAAGACGGAUCUUCAAGAUGGCGUUGCGUGAAUCGUUUCGAAUGUAGUGGUAGUGCAACUUUGAGUGACACUUCCAAUUUAUUACGGGAAACGCGUCACAGUUGCAAUCCCGAUCAUGCAACAAACACUGUUGAUGUUGUAUUGGAUCAAUGCAAAAAAAAGGUAUGUUCAGAUUUGAGGCCAGUUAAACAAAUCUUUGAAGAUGCGACGAGGGCGUUACGUGAUGAUGAUCGAUAGUCUUCUAGUCGAUGAUAUACCUGAUUUUAGUUCGGUUAAGGAUUGCUUAUACCGGAUUCGUAAAAGAUCUUUGGAUGUUCCCAAAACUGUUUACAUGAGACCAGAGGAUGUGGUAAUACCAGAGGUGCUGAGCAAUAAUUUUCUGAUCAUUGAAGAUGGUGAAUGUGAUAAAAUUUUAAUAUUUAUGACUAGUUAUGCUCAAGAAUCACUACAGAAUGUUCGUGAAUUAUUUGCUGAUGGGACAUUCAAAUAUGUUCCUAAGCCUUUUGCACAGCUUUAUCUACACAUUCCAUGAAGACAUAAGAAGUACUAAAGAAGAGAACGUUGUACCGCUGAUUUACUGUUUAUUACCAAAUAAAUGUGAAGAAACAUAUAGUCGACUUAUAAAACAUAUUAAAACUAAGUUCAGUUUUUUUGAUCCAACAAAAUUUCACGUUGAUUUUGAGCAUGCAGUGAUAAAUGCCAUUUCAAAAGUGUUUCCAAAGGCCGAAAUAGUGGGAUGUUUUUUUCAUUUUCACCUAAAAACCACAUUCCAGAAGGAUGGUUAACCAUUUUAAAUAAUUCGCAUGAGGGUAAAAACUUUGAAUUAUUUAAUGAGUAUUUUUCAAAUACCUUGAUUGACUCAGUGUUGUUAUUUAGCUGCUAUAAUCAGGGACAUUCGGACAAUAAACUCACUUGAGGAGUGGCAUAACAGGAUCAAUAAGAUUAUUAUUAAGAAACCAGGCCUUUUUUAUUUUAUUUCUAUAAUAUAAAGAGAAGCUAAGUAAAAAAAGUUGACUUACUAUUCCCAGAGAAAUCGCAACAAACGUGCUGCAUUAUUAGACAAAAUACUGAAGUGCGUAGUAGUGACUGCAUUGAAAAAAAUUCAAUUGAUUUGGCCGAAUGCCUUAAAAGAUUAUGCUGUUUCAAUUAUUAUAAACGCAACCAAAGAAGACGAAAGUAAAUUGCGAAUCCGGACUAAUGAUAUUUUCUAUUUUUGUUCAUAAUAAAAUAUUAGAAUAAUCUGGAUUUUUCUUUUAUGCCUUCUUGUACAAUGUCGGACGAAUUGCGAAAGUGACGAAAUACAGCAUGAGACAAGUAGAUGUCUAGUUAAGCCAAGAGACGUGAUAAUAAUGCAACGUAUUAAGAUAAUGCCGAAAUACGUAAAGUGACGAGCUGUCAACUAAACCAUUUAUUGUGGGAAAGGUGAAGUAUCUGCCUACCGCUCAAAAAGCGUGUUCAUAAUGGCAUGUGUAUUUUUUAUUUGUUAUAAUUAACUGUUAUAUCAUGAAAGUCUUAACGUAGGAAGGUCAAAAUAAAAGAUGUGAUAUAAGUGGGUACAUAUUUUAUUAUAUUUUAUUACUACAUUCUACGUUUGGUAGAAAACUGGAAAACUACAAAAACACCAAUUUCAAAGGGAAACGGAUAUAAAUGUUACAUUAUUUUUAAUAGGACA